Molecule: messenger RNA, 911 nt
Organism: Cetraspora pellucida
Lineage: Eukaryota; Fungi; Glomeromycota; Glomeromycetes; Diversisporales; Gigasporaceae
Source: the annotation of a GenBank genome assembly
AUAAAAGUACUAUAUUUACUAAUAAACAUCUUGCAGUUGUAACAAAGCACUUAUCUGAAAAUAAACCUAUUUUACAUUAUCUUGGAAUGAUUGAAUUAGAGGAUUGUAGUGCUGAAACAAUUACUAUAAAUUUAAAAAGAUUUAUAUUAGCUAAAUUACUUAAUAUUGAAAUUUUGGUUCAUUUUAGAAGUGAUGGUGCAACAUAUCGUUUACAUCUUGCAGGGCAAGAUGCUGCUAAAAAAGUAUCAUAUUUUGAAAAAUAUGAAAAGUUAGUAAAAGGAAUUUAUACAUAUUUUAGUAGUUUUUAUAAAAGAUUAUUAACACUAAAAAUGGUACAAAAUACUUUAAAAGAACUUGAAUUAAUGAUAUUAAAUAUUGUAUCUACUCGAUGGCUUUUAUUUUCAAAUAUUAUUUAUAAUUUUCAUCAAAAUUUAGAGUCAAUUAAAGGAACAUUAUUAGAUGAAGCAGCAAAUAAUAUGCAGGCAGCUAUUUUAUUAGCAGAUAUUGAUCAAACUUUUGAAAUUAUAACUAUGUUUUUGGCAGAUUAUUUUUUUAUAAUAGAUAAAUUAAUAUGUAUUUUUCAAUCAGACUAUAUUUCAUUUACAGAUAUCAAACAACAUAUUACAAUGACAUGCGAUGCAUUACAAGCUCAAUUUAUUGGUAACCAUAAUGUUUUACCUACUUAUGAACAAAAUUUACUUAAAUAUAUAGAAGAAAAUAAUCUAGAUACUAAACUUUAUAAAGCUAUAAAAAUAUAUGAUCCAAAACAGUUACCAAUAUCUGAUAAUGAUUUAGCAAACUAUGGUAAUGAAGCGAUUAAUAUUCUUAGUAAUUUUUAUGGAACAGAAAAAAUUAUUAAUAAUCAACAAUUUAUACCACUAUUAGAAAAAAAAGAUUUAAUUAAUGAGUAG